This is a messenger RNA of Botrytis byssoidea, 1146 nucleotides long. RefSeq lists its product as uncharacterized. The transcript has 4 exons. The record is from RefSeq and is a predicted model, not a curated record. NCBI's taxonomy places the organism in Eukaryota, Fungi, Ascomycota, Leotiomycetes, Helotiales, Sclerotiniaceae. The coding region runs from base 1 to 1146 and encodes 381 amino acids.
AUGCAACCCAUGAAGAUGCCACCUCGAACUCCUGCUCAAGUAGUCCAAGACCUCACCAAACUGCCUGCUUAUGGCGUUCCAUAUCAAGUUCCCACUGGGACAGUGGCGUUAUAUCAGGAUCCCAACUACACUGGUGCGAGGUCCGACCUUCGCCUCAAUGACUACACGCCCAACAAGCGUCAUGUAGUCCCAGAUGCCCAGUAUAACAAGACCAGUAACAUAUUAUGGAACUUACCAGUCGGUGUGCUAGUCACUUUAGUUCGUGGCUGGGCUCCAGGAGAGGAUGGGAAAAAGGUCGUCGACCUAAGCUAUGGCAACACAUGCCUUGGUCUCGUCGGUACCGGAACAACGGAAGGAUGUGAAUUAUGGACUAGUGGUAUCAAUAACGACCUAUCCUUUUUCCUUUGGAGAAAUGUCGAUCUAAGCAUUGGUGCCGUCGAACUCUUCGCCGAUGGCAACUUCACUGGAAGACUCCGCUGGAAGUCACUUGGAGAUCGGCAAACAGUCACACUGUAUGAUGCCGAAGACGGUAACGGCACUGCAUACAAUAACGUCAAGGGCUGGGGCGAUAUAAAAGAGGUCCCAUUUAUGUGGGAAGUCCGCUUCAACGAUUGCAUCAGCUCUUUCCGAUGGGACAGGGUUGUUCCCAAGAAAGAGAUUAUCGCCCCAUUCAACCUCAUGACGAGCACUGUAUCGCUUAACAAUUCGAAUUCACAAACUGUCACUGUGGAAACCUCAGAUCAACAUGUUGCAGGCAUCUCGUCGACAUUCUCUCAGACGUUCUCUGCAGGGGCUGAAGGUAUUGCAACAUCUUCAACUCAAUGGUCGGUAUCGGUCAAUUAUUCCUAUACGCGAACCAAUACUUCGACCAGGAGUCAAACUAAAACUGUCGAUUUGAAUAUCACUCAAACCGUCAACGCACCCCCAAAGACUAGAUACAAGGCUACUUUGCUGGUAACGAUAGGCCAGCUCCCCGCUACGGAGUAUGUAACAACAGCUCAACGCUGGUAUGAGCAGCCGGUUGCCAACUCACAGAUUGAUUACGCAAAUAACAGCUGGUAUAAGAGAACUGAGGAGGUCCGACUCACUCUUACUGGUAGCUUGGCAUGCAGAACUUUCGUGGACAUGCAGACCACGCCACUCUAA